AUGAAGUACUGGAUCGACCGUUACAAGGCUGCGAAAGAUUGGAACAGGAACCAGAGCGGGGGAAAUCGAAAACAGUCGAUCUUCUACGAGGAGAUCGACGAAACUCUCGGUUGCAGAGAUGGCGUGACACUCCGUCACGUUGCUCAAGCUGGUUCCAGCUCUGGUGUUUAUGCCGUUGUGGAAGCAAACAAUGAAGAGGAGAUCCCUGAAGGCGAAGACAGCAAAAAAGUGAAAAGAACCCAAAGAAAAAUGAGCAGGAAGAGAGCAAGGGAAGAAGUAAAAAACGACGAGGAGAAGGAAAUGUUUAAAGCAGCAUUUUCAGGCAUGGAUGAGCAGCGCAAAGAAAUGAGUUCAUUUAUGGCCAAUUUUAACCGGGUACAGGAACAACAGUUAAACACGAUGAACGCUCUUGUAGGUGCUUUAACCAAUUUUUUGAAGAACAAUAACAACUGA
Porites lobata is the source of this 453-nucleotide messenger RNA. Lineage: Eukaryota; Metazoa; Cnidaria; Anthozoa; Scleractinia; Poritidae. The record is from the annotation of a GenBank genome assembly.